This is a messenger RNA of Ogataea haglerorum, 771 nucleotides long. RefSeq lists its product as uncharacterized. Lineage: Eukaryota; Fungi; Ascomycota; Pichiomycetes; Pichiales; Pichiaceae. The record is from RefSeq and is a predicted model, not a curated record. The transcript has a single exon. The coding region runs from base 1 to 771 and encodes 256 amino acids.
AUGAAGAACGGUCUACUAACUUUAUACCUUUGCUUGGGUGCUGCCGCCGCCAGAAAUGUGUUUCAGGGGCUUAAAAUAAACGACAUCGACUCUUUGGAGAAAGAACUGGAGCUCAACAAGCGGGAUGGCAAAAACGUCGUCUCGUUGGAACUGAGCGAGGCCGACUUGGGAUUGCUCAAAAAGGAGAAGAGAGACGGCAGAGCAUAUUCUGGCUUGCAGAUCCCAUUUGAGAUGUCUCAGCCGGAGCUGGAGGAUGCUCUGAUGCCAGAUGCCAAGACGGGUAAUCUGGCUACUGCUUUGACGCAAAUUCAGGAUGUUUCCAUCUUCUCGUCGUAUAUUCGCGAUAUGGUGGACCUGUACCAGAAGUGCGACGACACCACGCAGUUCAAUAUUAACUCGCAGAGCGACAACAUGCUGUUGAUUUUUGCGCCAACAAACGAGGCCAUUACCGAGCUUUCUGAGAAGCCGUGGCAGUUCCCAAGACCGGUGACCAGGGAGUCGGACGCUAACGACGAGGCGUCGAGCUACAACCUCAGGCAUUUUGUGGAGUCGCACGUGGUCCAGGGCUCGAACGUGGCAGACUUUGCCAAGGAGGAGGUUGUUUUGAAGUCGCUGAACGGCAACCGGAUCCAUCUGCGCAACACCGACACCGGUUUCGAGCUUUCGUUGGAAGACGUGGACGAGUGGCUGCCGAUCCGCAAGAUCGAGCUCACCGCGAACGGCGCGCUCCUGCUCAUCGACAAAACCCUAUCGUGGCCGCACAGAGGCUAG